AUGGCGACUGAAUUCACCCUCUUUGUCCGCCUGCCUGCCGAGUUGCGGACCAUGAUCUGGGAGCUCUGUCUUCCCAGCCGAGUGGUCGAAAUCAACCAUCCUCAUUGGCCAAAACUCCACUGCGGGAGUAACUGGGCAUCCAGACACAACAGCUUGCCACCGGCUAUUGCACAUGUCAGCUCCGAGGCUCGAGGGGUUGCUGAGAAAUUGGCCCUGACUAACAAGGACCUCGACCCCGGAAACUCAUUACUCGGGCGCUUCUGGUUCCAGCCAUUGAAGGACACCAUCAUGAUGUACCGGCCAGACUUCGUCCUCUUCCAAGAAGCGAACAACGACGGCGGUCUAUCUUUGCAAAGUCUCAAAGAUCUUGAGAAACUCGCUAGGGGCACUGCCAUUUACUUCGACCAGACCUACAUGUGGUAUUAUCCCCGCGAAGACUGGGACGAGUGCCACUCAAUACAAUCUGCUCCUGUGACUGGAUGGGAUGAUCCACUGCUGAUCAUGUAUGCCAUUCCCAUCCACGCCACCACGGCCCAAGUCAUAGCCUCCCAGCUCUUUGGCAACUUCGGCGACGAGUGCAUCAAGCUCAGCGAUCCCCUCGACAGCCAGCUAAUGGAGCGAUACCGACAGUUGUGUCUGCAGAGCGGCCUCCCGCAGAGCGCCAGUACCACUGACUUCUUCCACAUGUGUGCCGGCAGCCCUGAGGGGGUCAGCGACAUGAGCAAGAUGGUACACACCUGGAUUGGGGACUCCAAGACCCAUGAGCUCCGGAAGCGGUGGAAGGCGGCCAAAGCCAACGACUUCAUUGGCAUCCCGUGGCCGGAGAACAUUUGGGUAGGCUCUGACCUCGACGACGGCACCAGCGACAGGCCGGACAUGGACACGUACGGGGGAGCGCUGGCCGUGCCCCCCGGUAGCAUCGACAUGAACAAGGUCCGUCCCAACGAGAUGCACCCCUGGGUGAGGGAGACCCUCGCGAGUAUCUCCUCAUUCACCCCGCGUCUCAUGUUCCAGUGGUGCGGUGCUGAUUGCUGA
Molecule: messenger RNA, 1035 nt
Organism: Penicillium canariense
Lineage: Eukaryota; Fungi; Ascomycota; Eurotiomycetes; Eurotiales; Aspergillaceae
Product: 2EXR domain-containing protein
Exons: 1
Coding region: 1-1035 (344 amino acids)
Source: RefSeq, a predicted model, not a curated record